AUGGAACACGCUGAAGAUGCUAGUUUUAUAAAUGAAAAUAAUCCUUCAAUGGCUAGUGAAACUGAUUCUGUUGUAACGACACAAUCUUCACAUAAUGUAUCAAAUAAUGCAUCAAAUAAUGCAUCAAGUAAUACAUCAAAUAAUGGAGGACGGCCACUAACAGAUAUUUGGGAUGAAGGAAGAGCUCAUGAUAUGGAAACUCACCUUGCAAUUAAGUGUAAAGGGAAAGUGCCAAGGGAGAUUCGAAUUAAAGUACUUAGAGAUCUUCAGAGUGUAGACGAAUCUGGAUCGUCUAAAUCUACUGCUUUAAAAAAAAGAAAAUCCUAUCCAUCAUCAUUGUCUAUGGAUACCUAUUAUAAUACAAUUGAAGCUAUCGAUAAGGCUAAAGAAGCAAGGGCCAACCAAUCACUGGUUAGAUGGGUUGUGAGUUCGGGCAUUUCAUUUUCAGCCUUUGAUAAUCCGUACUUCGAAGAUUUCACAAAAAUAUUAAACUCUGAAUAUAAUUCACCUAGGCGUAAUAUAUUAGCAUUGUCGGUUUUAGAUGCAGAAGCAGCAAAUAUUAUUUUAAAAAUAGAAAAGGAACUAUCUAAAGCUAAAAAUCUUACUUUAUGUAUAGAUAGUUGGUGUAGCCCAUUAAAACAUAGUAUAUAUGCUUUUGUUAUUAUGACAAAUGAAAGGAAGCAGUACGUUUAUUCUUUACGAGAUUUUUCAAAGUUUUCCCAUACGGCAAAUUUUAAUGCUGAAAAAAUGAUAGAGAUAUUAGAAAAAGUUGGUCCAGAAAAAUUUAUCGCAAUAACCACCGAUGCUGAAUCAGCAAUGAUGGCAGCCAAACGACAAGUUAUAGAAAAAUAUCCAAACAUUUUACCUAUAAGAUGCAUUGCGCAUCACAUCCAACUUAUCUCUAGCAGUAUUUGUAAAUUACCAUUAGUAAAAAAGAUCCUAUCAAAUUGUCAAAGUAUUGUAAGUUUUUUUAAGAAUUCUUACUGUGCUGGUGCCGCUCUUAGAGAAGAAAUUAUAUUCUCCUCUACUGUUGGUGGAAAUCUAAAAUCAAUGACUAAAACUCGGUGGUCAACAGCAUGGGAUUCUUGUAAGUCUAUAUUACGCAAUGAAGCAAAUAUUAGAUCA
This is a messenger RNA of Dentiscutata erythropus, 1125 nucleotides long. The record is from the annotation of a GenBank genome assembly. NCBI's taxonomy places the organism in Eukaryota, Fungi, Glomeromycota, Glomeromycetes, Diversisporales, Gigasporaceae.